This is a messenger RNA of Salvelinus sp. IW2-2015, 2215 nucleotides long. The record is from RefSeq and is a predicted model, not a curated record. NCBI's taxonomy places the organism in Eukaryota, Metazoa, Chordata, Actinopteri, Salmoniformes, Salmonidae.
AUGUUUGUGAGGAGUACCAUAGACCUUAGACUACAACACCUUGACAGGGAGCAGUAUUCCCUAGUACUAAUUCAGUUUUGUAUUUUUUUCACGCAGCUCCUUCCCAACCUUCAUAUUCAUUCCUGGACAGAGGAACAUGUGUACUUUUGGAUGGAGCAGAUAUUUGGGGCGGAAGAGGGGGCAUAUGGCAUGCAGCUGUAUGGUGACCUGUUUAAGGAAAACCACAUCACUGGCAAGAGGCUGCUGCUGCUCACGGAAACAGACAUGCGAGACCUGGGGGUCAGGUCCAAAGGUCACAUCAUGCACCUCAAGAGUGAAAUUGAGAAGCUGACCAAUGACUACAUUGGGCUCUUCCACUUCCCUCCACUAAUGAAGGAUGAGUGGGCAGAGGAGGAGGAGGAGGAGACGAGGAAGAUCGUUAAUCUGGAGCUAGUGUUUGGGUACCACUGGAAAGCAGGAACAGGUCACUCAGACUGCAAAUGGAAAAUGUACAUGGAACUUGACGGAGAUGAAGUUGCAAUAACGUACAUCAAGGAUGUAACCUUUGAUGCCAACAGACAGGAUGUGGAUGUCCUGAAGAUGACCAAGCCCCCAUUUGUGAUGGACAAAUGGGUAGUUGGACUACGGGACAAUCAGGUUGUUGACUGCAUUGUUAAUUAUGAGAAUGAUGUGAGAUCCCCAAGGUCUACGAGAUAUAGCCAUGCAGUGAUGUGGAACCCCACCGGUGGACGAGAUGAGAUCAAGACUGUGGAGCUGCUGAUAGAAACAACCCAGUUGAACAUAGAAGGGAACCCCAGAAGCAGAUCAGAUUCAAAAGAUGUGGAUCCCAGAUGGAUGUACAACCUGAGACAGAGGCAGCUGAAGAACCAGUCAGCAGCAGAGCAGCAUGGUGCCCGGACCCCCACCGGUGGCUCAGAGACCUGCACCCUGUCUCAGUUCCUGUCUGCAUAUGGAGAUCAGGCCUCUUCCUACGCUGCAGCAGUGCGGAGGUCUCCCAACCGCAGCUCGCUCUCUCCCUGGUGCUCCCGCAGCUCAUCCCCCACCACCGGCCUGUCCGCCAUGCUCUCCCCCCUCUACCUGGGGUCAAAGGGCAGCAGCCCCUCCAGCACCACCUCAGAGAGUGCCUUGGAGCGCGAACGCCUGCUCAGUGCCGGGGAAGUGCAAGGUUACCACAGGCACAGAAGCUACAUUGACAACUCAUUGAGUGCAACAAGGGGCCACAACAGAGACACAUGGUCCCAUACAAGGGGCAACUUCACACAGAAUAAGUCAAGCAGAACCUCACAGCAAAUGGGGAGGCCUCGGACCAAUAAUUACAGUGUAGCUGGUCAGAACCGGGCCAGGGUGAUACCGGGCAUAUCGGCGGUGGUGGAAAACCCCAGUACAGAGCAAGAGGGGGCUAAAGUCAGUGAGGGGGGAUGGAUCAAAGUGGAGCGCCAGAAAAGGUUACCUCGACAGGACAAUAAACAGGCCAGAGGAAGACAGAGGAGAGGGUGUAGAGGUGGCCGUGGUGGACGAAGCAGAGAAUCAUUUGCUGUUUGAAGUGUUAACAUCUCUUAACAGACUGGACAUCAGGUUUCCUUUGAACAUUAACCUUCACACUACUUCUAUAUAUACAUUUUCUCUCUGGGGGGGAUCUUUCUAGGUGUUAUUUGAGCUAGGGAGAAUUGUGUUUAAGGGAAUGCACACAAUUCAGUCUUUUAGGGCUGAUUUCUGAAUUGUACUGUAUGCACUGAAAUAUUUUGGGGAUUUAGCAUUUAAGCCUACAUAUCAUUUGUAGUUGUAUAUUGUGAACUAUCGUACAUAAGCCUAUUGUAAAUUGUAUAGCCUACAUUGUCCUAAUCUUUUUAUAUAUGAGAUAUACUGUAUAGCUAGAUAAUUAUUUUACUACAAUAUUAAAAAGUUAAUCUACCUAUGGAUACAUAAAUGGAAUAGAUUUUUUUAAUAGUCUAUAACAAUAUGUUGGGUAAAAAAAACAUAAACAUACAUGAAAGUUCAAAGUAUUAUUUCAUUAAACAAGGACGCGACGACAACACCUGAUGGAAAGGACGCGGGAGUUUUUCUAUAAACCCGCCCCUUUAGGCAAAUGUGGACCUUGUGAUUUCGCGCCACGGCUUAGUACUUGAAAGGUUAGAUGUUGGUGGAUCCGUAUAUGACAUAAUGUUUUAAGAAAUGUGCACAAAAAUAAAAGUGUCCACCAGCGGUAUUUUCUAAA